This is a messenger RNA of Chenopodium quinoa (quinoa), 810 nucleotides long. RefSeq lists its product as uncharacterized. The record is from RefSeq and is a predicted model, not a curated record. NCBI's taxonomy places the organism in Eukaryota, Viridiplantae, Streptophyta, Magnoliopsida, Caryophyllales, Amaranthaceae. Bases 1 to 810 code for a protein of 269 amino acids. The transcript has 2 exons.
AUGACUGAGAACGCUGCCUUAGCUGAUGCUAUUCAUUUGUUGGCUGAAAAUCUAAACCAAAAUCGAAGAGACCAACUCGACCCCCAAGAUGAGAUGUUUAAGAAGCUGGCCCAGGUUAUGCCACCAGUUUUUAGGGGAGGUGCUAACCCUACUUUCUUAGAAAACUGGAUUCGAGAGUUUGACAAGCUGUUCGUGGCACUCAACUGUCCUGAGGGUAUGAAAGUGGACCAGGCCGCUAUGUACCUUAAGGACAAAGCUGAUAUCUGGUGGAGAGACAAUGUUGUGACCGGUAGGGCCAAACCUAACUUUGGGUGGUUCGCUCCUGAGGUUGUACCAACUGAAGAACUGAAGGCUCAGAGGUUUGAGCAUGGAUUGACUGACGAGUUACAGAAAGACCUGGCCGGAAAAGUUUUUAAAACCCUUGACAAGGUUUAUGAGAUAGUUGCACACCUGUACCAUCUGAAUACUAGGAGUGCUAGUGCGAGUGCUAAGGCUGGGGAGAAAAGGAAGGACUUUGGGAAAUCUGAGAACCAGGGUAACUUUAAGAGGCCUAGGAAUGGGAACUCGUUUGAUAGGGGUAACCAAAAUGUUAGCAGUUCUUCUAAUGCUAACAAUGGAGAGAGGACCUACCACUGUAAGAGGUGUAGGAGAAACCACCCUAGGAGAGAUUGUGAUGGGAAUUUAGUAACUUGUCGGUUCUGCAACAAAAGGGGGCACAGGGAAUAUGUGUGUUACACCAAGCAGAAACAACAGGGAAAUGGUGGGAAUGGUGGGAACACCCAACAGAGGCCUAACAACUUCAACAACUAG